AUGGAAGCGAAAACAUUGUGUUGUUUUCUUCUGUUCCUGUUACCUGUGGGCACAUUAUCAGCAAAAACGGACACCUGCGAAUCGGGAGAAGAAAAUUGUAGACAGUAUGAAUUCUCUACGAUUGAGGAACUUGAGGAAACUAUUUUAACAAAAAAUGGCUUCCUCAAGGAAUGUAACGGUCUUUGGUAUAAGUACUUCGAAGGAAAAAAAACAUUCAAACUAGCGGUUAGCCAAUGCGAACAAUAUGAAGGCCGACUCAUCUCGACUGGAUAUCGUGAUUUUGAUAUUCGAAGGUCUUUGCUUCAAACUAUUCGUGGCAAGAAUUCGACUUCCAGAUUCUGGAUUGGACUACGCAGAGACAACAUAAAUACGAGUUUGUGGAAUUGGAGUGACGGUAUUCAAGCAACAAAUACAUCAGAUAUAUGGAUAGCUAGGGAACCAAACAACAGAUAUGGUGAAUUGUGUGGGAUGAAUAAAUCUUCUGUAUCGAAAAAUCAAACAGUUAACGACUUAUCGUGCAACGAGGAACUUGCAUAUUUCUGCGAAGUAGAAAUUAAGUAGGAUUGGUCAAAUAGAAGUACCUACGUCGGUGUCUGCAGUUCUUGGAACUGCUGAAUGAAUAACAUACGUCUCUCUGGUCUCUGUGACAAGAUAUAAGUUACUUGUACUUUUUGUCCUAUUCCGUGUUGAUUUUAUUCCCUCAAUGACUAUGGUUCGACGAGCAUGUUUUAUUGAACUUCUCCGGGUAUCUAUAGUUUAUUUCCUGGACACUGGCCAACCAGGCGAUAACGAGAUAACAAAAAUGUCACAAAGGAAAUGGCGAGAACAAUUUUCCAAUUAGAUCAUAGGGAUUUUCAUUGUUGUAUCAAUGAAUAUAAUGGCUAUAGGCCUAAUAAAGUGCAGAAGUGGGUGUUACAUUGACUCAUUACAUUUCUCAACAAACGGUUAUACCUGAAUACGCAAUAUCUGAACUCAUUUACGUUUUACAUUGACGUAAUACAUUUGUCGGAUCUUUUGUACAUA
Molecule: messenger RNA, 1023 nt
Organism: Styela clava
Lineage: Eukaryota; Metazoa; Chordata; Ascidiacea; Stolidobranchia; Styelidae
Source: RefSeq, a predicted model, not a curated record